AUGUCUACACCCGCGACGCCUUCAACUCCGCGACAGAAUGGAUCCCCAAAUAAUAACCCAUCAUCUACUACACCACAAUCCGUUGAUCGCAAAGUUAUCGAUAAUCGACCUACUUUUACUUCUUCAUUUCAUGCCGCUCCAUUCCAACCAGGAGCAGUAAGGAAACGUAGGGCCGACGCGUUAGGUUUUCCCGUGGAUGCUGGCCCUUUCUUUUCCCAGACACAACAGCAUUAUAAUGUAUAUACCGUGGACAGGACGAAUAGCCUUAAACUUCGAAUUAAUUCAAAGGUUGAUCGUGGCUUUUUCUUGGCCGAUAAUGAUUGGACAUGCUACCGAAGAAAUUAUUUCCAAAUCAGCAGUUCGUUUAAUAUCCAAGGAACAACUCACCCUGUAAAUGAAACGGAAGUAACGUGUUUACUCGAGGCCGAUGGUCAAUUCCAUCCCAUCUCCCAAUUCUUAUUAGGAAUUACAGCAAGAGUUUCUAAUAGCGAUAAGAAAAUUGAAUUAGUACAACAUACGCCGAAACGUGAUAAAGGACCUCAAAUGGUUCCUGUACCAAAAGCGAUUCGUCCCGGUGGUAACUUAAAUCUAAGUUCCGUAGGAUCCAAUUCUAACAUCGUCACAUUUGAACGUAUCCAAUUCAAAACUGCGACCGCAAAUAAUGGAAAACGUCGUGCCGCUCAACAAUAUUACGUGGUAAUGGUAGACCUUUAUGCCCAAGUCGAAGGGUAUGAAUCACAUUUCAGAGUUGCCACAUCAACCUCGGCCCCCUUGGUGGUACGAGGAAGGAGUCCUGGUCAUUAUGCGGAUAAUCAUGAUCGUUACAACCCGAUGACAAUGAAUCCAGCAUUCCCAAAUGAUCGUCAUAUGGGAUUUGCUCACCCGUCAAACCCUAAUGGAGGUCCAGUGAUGGCGCAAGAAUUCAAUGGGGGUCCCUUCCCUGGUUACGGACAAUACCCACCCUUCACAGGUUUUCCACCGGUAACAGCGGGACCAAUGAGAAAUGAAGCAUUAUUAAUGAUGGCAGGCGCCCCAAAUGGACCGACACAAUCGUUUCACCCCCAACAUCCUCAUCCGUAUAUGGUACCGAGUAUCUCAGAAACAGGACAACAUACUCAGAUCGAUAUGCACAACAUGGAAGUUACAACGUCUAAUGCCCACAAUUCCGCGUUCACGAGUUUUGAAUCACGUCAAAUCCCAACGACAGGAGCCAAUAACACUUCAGCACCUGGGAGUAAGCCCUUUAUGAAGAUUGAAAUUCCACAAUCAUCUGAGCUUCCGGAUCAUCCGCUCACAUCGCCCGCUUAUCACACACAAGGGUAUGUGGAAGGGUUCAUGUAUCAUAACGGACACCCUGCCAAUAACGCAUCUGUACACCAUGGCGGAUAUCAUUCUGAUAGUGAACAACAUCAUAGUAAUGGAUUAACUCAUGCAAACGGACGAGGUACAAGAGUUGAUGGUUCCGUGCAAGAUUCUAAUAAUCAUCAUUCCGGUAGUCCACAAAUGAAUGGGGACAAGAUGAAUGGCUCAACCGUAGACCCAAAAUCUCCAACAACAAAUGCUGGAAGUAAUACUACAACGCCUACUACCGAAUUGGGAAAAAGCCUUGGCCAGUUGAACAUGAAUAAUUAUCGAAUUGAAAAAUUGGAUGAGUCUGAUAAGCUGUAA
Funneliformis caledonium is the source of this 1668-nucleotide messenger RNA. The record is from the annotation of a GenBank genome assembly. Lineage: Eukaryota; Fungi; Glomeromycota; Glomeromycetes; Glomerales; Glomeraceae.